Messenger RNA from Epithele typhae, 1191 nucleotides. Its product is annotated as pyridoxal phosphate-dependent transferase. Gene Ontology annotation, cellular component: cytosol. Gene Ontology annotation, biological process: L-threonine catabolic process; glycine biosynthetic process. Gene Ontology annotation, molecular function: L-allo-threonine aldolase activity. The coding region runs from base 1 to 1191 and encodes 396 amino acids. NCBI's taxonomy places the organism in Eukaryota, Fungi, Basidiomycota, Agaricomycetes, Polyporales, Epitheliaceae. The transcript is spliced from 7 exons. The record is from RefSeq and is a predicted model, not a curated record.
AUGGACGCCGCCCGCGCUCAGGUCGCCGACAAAAUCAAGCUCGACAUCUUGAGCCUGACCCAGGAGGAGGACAACAAGAGAGGGAUCAGGGAGGUCUCGCGCAGCUUCCUCUGUGCCAAUAUAGUACCCACCCUGGAGAUGUACCUCUAUGCCACCCGCGCCUCCGUCGGCGAUGACGUCUACCACGAACCCUGCACCAAGGCCCUGGAGGCCCACAUGGCCAACAUUACCGGCAAAGAGGCGGCCUUGUUUGUCCCCUCUGGCACCAUGUCCAAUCAGCUCGCCCUGAGGACGCACCUCAAGCAACCUCCUUACGCGGUGUUGUGUGACCACCGCUCACACAUUGUCCGGUACGAAGUUGGCGGUCUGGCCCAUCAUUCCGGCGCUCAUGCGCAGAUGGUUAUCCCUUCGAACGGCCACCACAUAACUCUCGAAGACGUUAAGGAGCAUGCGGUCCUCGGGGAGGAGAUUCAUACCUGCCCAACAACCGUGAUCUCACUCGAGAACACGCUCAACGGCACAAUCAUGCCUCAAGAUGAGAUCCUCAGGAUCUCUGAGUACGCUCACAGCAAUGGCAUCAAUAUGCACCUCGACGGGGCACGGAUCUGGCACGUCGCCGCGGAGACCGGCACUCCCCUCGACGAGCUCCUGGCGCCUUUUGACACCGUCAGCCUGUGCUUCAGCAAGGGUCUUGGUGCACCUAUCGGCUCGUGCUUGGUCGGUAGCAAGCAAUUUAUCGCUCGUGCACGCUGGUUCAGGAAGAUGUUCGGUGGUGGCAUGCGCCAGACCGGUUUCAUGGCCGGCGCAGCGGCGUACGCCCUCACGCACAACUUCCCGAAACUGAUCGACGUCCACGCUCUCACGCGCAAGCUCGAGACCGGUCUUGUUGAGCUCGGCGUGGAGAUCAUCACUGUGGAUACCUGCAUGGUGUUCUUCGACCCUUCGCCGAUUGGUGUCAGCUACGCGGAGAUCGUCGAGCGCGCAAGCAGCCUCCCAGACCCCCUCAAGGUCGGCGGCUCACGUCUCGUAGUGCACAUCCAGACUUCGCCUGAAGCCGUCGAGGACCUUCUAACCGUCAUUCGCGAUCUCGCCGCGAAUAAGAAGGCGGCCGGCUUCGUCCCCUCUGUGACGAAGACCAACGGCCUUCGGUCUUACAACAACGUCUACGUCCGCGGUAUGGCGAAGCACUAA